Molecule: messenger RNA, 4168 nt
Organism: Saimiri boliviensis boliviensis (Bolivian squirrel monkey)
Lineage: Eukaryota; Metazoa; Chordata; Mammalia; Primates; Cebidae
Gene: ZNF541
Product: zinc finger protein 541
Biological process (GO): regulation of transcription by RNA polymerase II; negative regulation of DNA-templated transcription
Cellular component (GO): histone deacetylase complex; transcription regulator complex
Molecular function (GO): transcription corepressor activity
Source: RefSeq, a predicted model, not a curated record
GGCAAAAGAAAUUGGGUCCUGUAUGUACUACCCAGCGUUCCGGGAGGACAUAUCCAAUGGUCUGAUUGUCACCUGAUCCACCUCCCUGUGGGGCCUAAACUGGGUCCUCCGGUUCCCUGGAGAUUCGCUCACUUGCUCUUCUGGAAUUAGUUGCCAUCAAGGGCUCUCUCCUCCCUGUCUCCUUACACGGUUCUGCUUAUCUGGACAGUAGCUCUUGGCCAAGACCUGGCAGUGGAGAGCCAUGGACCAGUGCAGCCUUGGGGACGAGGGUACCCUCCCAUCAGAAAUGCACCUCCCUUCGUUUUCCGAGAGCCCAGGGCUCCACUGCAGUGACACCCUCAGCCGGGCUCUGGGUCCCAGCCCUCGAGACCUGCUCUACACUGGCCUGAGUGGUUUGGACUCGGACCCCAGCCUCCCAACACCUGACAUGCCCAGUGAGGCGCUUGAGGACAACUUAGACACCGUGUCCUAUUCGGGGAAGGACAGUGAUUCUGUGAAGCUGCUGGAAGAGUAUGCAGACUCGGAGCCUCAGGCAUCCUUACAAGACCUGGGCCUAGGCGUGCUGAAGGCUAAAGAGGCUGACGAUGGAGGAAGGGCCACCUCGGGGAGCGCCCGGAAAGGAAAGCGGCAGCACAGUUCCCCUCAGCACCCGCUUCUGGACUGCAGCCUGUGCGGGAAGCUGUUCAGCAGCGCCAGCUCUCUGAGCAAGCACUACCUGACGCACAGUCAGGAGAGGAAGCACGUCUGCAAAAUCUGCAGCAAGGCCUUCAAGCGCCAGGACCACCUGACCGGGCACAUGCUCACCCACCAGAAGACAAAGCCCUUCGUGUGCAUCGAGCAGGGCUGCAGCAAGAGCUACUGCGACUACCGCUCUCUGCGCCGGCACUACGAGGUCCAGCACGGCCUGUGCAUCUUGAAGGAAGCCCCCCCAGAGGAGGAGGCCUGCGGAGACUCCCCUCACGCCCACGAGUCUGCUGGCCAGCCGCCCCCCAGCAGUCUGCGGUCCCUGGUGCCCCCAGAGGCCAGGUCCCCUGGCUCCCUCCUGCCCCACCGGGACCUCCUCCGCCGCAUCGUGAGCAGCAUCGUCCACCAGAAGACCCCUUCUCCUGGCCCGGCCCUGGUGGGGGCUUCAGAUAGCGAAGGGAGGAACACGGCCUGUCCCUGCCCCGCCUCCUCAGGGUCUUCCUCCUGCACCCCAGCCGACCCCGCCGCGGCUCCUGCAGAGCUGGACACCGAGCUUCCGGAGGAGCCUCGCCUACCGCAAAAGGAGCCAGCCGCUGACGUGUUCACCGCCCCUAAUUCCAGAGCCGCUGAGAACUGCGCACCCGACCCGCCGGAGCCAGAUCCCGCGCUGCUCCAGGCCCUGUCCACCGCGGAGGGCUGGCCGGAGGGCGGUUCCGUGCCCGCCUGCCUGCCUCUCUUCCGAGGCCAGACGGUCCCUGCCAGUUCCCAGUCAUCGAGCCACGGCUUCCAGUGGCUCCGGAACCUGCCGGGCUGCCCCAAAAGCAAAGGCAACAACGUGUUUGUUGUCCACAAGCCCCCCGCCGUGCUGUCACGGGAAGGUUCCGAGUCUGGCCCGGGGACCAGCAGCGCCGCCCCAUCGGAGGAGCCCCCGCACGGCCCCAGUGGCUGCCUGGAGGAUGCGCUGCCCUUCCCUCCCCCGCUCCUGAAGGCCUCCGGGGAGGCCCCGAGUGACCCCAGGCCUGCCAGCGGGGAAGAUGACCCCUGGGCCCCCAAGAAGAGCAAGUUCGACUGCGACUCUUUCCUGUGCCAGAACCCUGGGGAAGCUGGCCUCCUGGAGGCCCAGAAGCCAGGGGGGCUCCCGGCGGAUGCCACGCCACUCUUCCGCCAGCUCUUCCUCAAGUCGCAGGAGCCUCUGGUGAGCCACGAGCAGAUGCAGGUGUUCCAGAUGAUCACCAAGUCCCAGCGGAUCUUCUCCCACACCCAGGUGGCCGCAGCCUCCUCCCAGCUCCCCGCACCCGAGGGUAAGCCGGCUGCUCUGAAGCCGCUGCAGGGGCCAUGGCCGCAGCAGCCCCCUCCUCUGACUCCUGCUGUUGACUCUGUCCACGCCGGCCCUGGAAACCUGGAGGCAGAGGGCUCCCCGGCCCGCAGGAGAAAAACCACGUCCGGGGUUCCCAGAGAGGCCUCCCCCGGCAGCUCGAGACGAGACGCAAAAGGGGUACUGAAAGUGGCCCCGGUUCCAACGCCCCUUGCAGUGCCGUCUCUGGACCCUUCCAGGAAUCCAGAAAUAUCUUCUCUGGCCAAGCACUUGCGAUCCUCGAAAGGGACCUUGGAGCUGGGGGACAUCUUCUCCCCCACAGCCUCCGCAGGCCAACGGCAGACCCAGUUAGGUGGGGAGGAGCCACCCGGAGCCCCGCUGCCAGGGAAGCAGGCCCCUGCUGAGAAUGGCACAGCGUCAGGGACCACGAAAGGUGAGAAGGGCCCAGCCGGCUCCCGGGGCGGAAGCUACCGGCUCCUGGGCAACCCCAGGGCCCAGCGAUUCUCCGGCUUCCGGAAGGAGAAGGUGAAGAUGGAUAUAUGCUGUGCGGCUUCUCCGAGCCAGGUAGCCAUGGCUUCCUUCUCGUCGGCCGGGCCUCCGGCAGAUCCCUCCCGAGACUCCACAUCCAAGCUGACAAUAUUCAGCAGAAUCCAGAUGCAUUUUCAUCUUCAGGGUGGAAACAUCUACAGGCUUCCCCAUCCAGUGAAGGAAGAGAACGUGGCAGGUGGAGGUAGCCAGCACAACGGUGGUCCCACGGACUGGACGGAGCCGAGGAGCACUUACGUCUGCAAGAACUGCAGCCAGAUGUUUUAUACGGAGAAAGGGCUGAACAGCCACAUGUGUUUCCACAGCGACCAGUGGCCGUCACCUCGAGGGAAGCAGGAACUGCAGGGACAAGACAAAGACGGGGAGGAACGAGACAGCAAGGAGAGCAACCAGCAGAGGAAGCGGAAAAAGCGACCCCCACCCAAGUCACUGUUCAUCCCUGCUCUGCCCUCCACGGCUGGGGAACCCUGCCCUGCAGGAUGCCACCAGAGCCGCCUGCGGUCGCCUGUGUUCCUAGUGGACCACCUCCUGAAGGGCUUAUUUCAGUGCUCCCCCUACACACCGCCCCCAAUGCUCAGCCCCAUCCGGGAGGGCUCUGGGCUAUACUUCAACACCCUCUGUUCCAUGUCCACUCAGGCCAGCCCUGACCAGCUCCUCAGCUCCAUGCUCGAUCAAGUGGAUGGGUCUUUUGGCAUCUGUGUGUUGAAGGAUGACACCAAGAUCAGCAUUGAGCCACACAUCAAUAUAGGAAGCCGGUUUCAGGCAGAGAUCCCGGAACUCCAGGAGAGAUCCCUGGCUGGAAUUGACGAGCAUGUCGCUUCUCUGGUCUGGAAGCCGUGGGGAGAUAUGAUGACCAACCCAGAGACACAGGAUAGAGUGACCGAGCUCUGCAAUGUGGCGUGCUCCAGCGUGAUGCCGGGAGGGGGCACCAACCUGGAGCUCGCUCUGCACUGCCUGCAUGAGGCCCAGGGUGACGUUCAGGUCGCCCUGGAGACUCUCCUGCUCCGAGGGCCCCACAAGCCGCAGACGCACCUGCUCGCUGACUAUCGCUACACAGGUUCAGACGUCUGGACCCCUAUAGAGAAGAGGCUUUUUAAGAAGGCGUUCUGUGCCCACAAGAAGGACUUCUACUUGAUACACAAGACGAUCCAGACAAAGACGGUAGCUCAGUGCGUGGAGUAUUAUUACAUCUGGAAAAAAAUGAUCAAGUUUGACUGUGGCCGAGCCCCAGGGCUAGAAAAGAGGGUCAAGAGAGAGCCGGAGGAGGUGGACAGGACAGAGGAAAAGGUCCCAUGCAGCCCUCGGGAGAGACCCAGCCACCAUCCAACUCCCGAGUUAAAGAUAAAGACCAAGAGUUACAGGAGGGAGUCCAUCCUCAGCUGCAGCCCAAACGCAGGCCCCAGGCGGACCCCCGAGCCAUCGGGAAGCGCGGAGAGCCAGGGCAUUUUUCCAUGCAGAGAGUGUGAAAGGGUGUUUGACAAGAUCAAGAGUCGAAAUGCCCACAUGAAGCGGCACCGCCUUCAGGACCACGUGGAGCCCAUGGUCAGGGUGAAGUGGCCGGUGAAGCCCUUCCAGCUGAAGGAGGAGGAGCUGGGGGCUGACAUCGGGCCCCUGCAGUGGUGA